AUGUGGGCGUGCUCAAAGCUGGUCAUCCCUUUCAAAAGGGACGAAUGCCUGUCAUUCAAAGAUCUAAUAUGGAGAUUGCUUAUGGGGGAUGCAUCUCGGAUAGAAGUUGCAGCAAAGGUGAUCACCGGUGCAUGGAGUCUUUGGAACAACCAGAACGAGGUUCGGGUUAGUGGUGCAAGGAAAAUAGGGGCUGACCUGAUAAAGAGGGCAAUGCAGUAUAUGGAGGAAUUUAUUGCAGCAACGGAAUUACCUGUGAGUACACCAGUUCCAGAGGCACAAUUCCUAGCUUGGGUCCCUCCAACAACACAUUAUUUCAAGGUCAAUGUGGACGGUGCAACUUUUGCGAAGCAGAAGGCUGCUGGGGUCGGGGUACUAAUUCUGGAUGAUCAAGGACGGGUCAUAGCGGCGUUAAGCAAGAAGAUUCAAGCACCUUUAGGGGCAGUUAAGAUUGAAGCGAAGGCAUUUGAAGUUGGGCUGCAGUUCGGAAAGGACAUAGGCAUUCAACAUCUCAUUUUGGAAGGGGACUCGCUUACCAUUUGUCGUGCACUGGUGGGUUUGUCACUACCUCCAACUUUUGUGGAUUCUGUGGUGAAAGGCUUGCAGUCCUUUUGUGGAGAAUUUCAUCAGAUUUCUUUCUCACAUGUGAGGGCAUCAAAGAAAUAG
Quercus robur (English oak) is the source of this 663-nucleotide messenger RNA. RefSeq lists its product as uncharacterized. Gene Ontology annotation, molecular function: nucleic acid binding; RNA-DNA hybrid ribonuclease activity. NCBI's taxonomy places the organism in Eukaryota, Viridiplantae, Streptophyta, Magnoliopsida, Fagales, Fagaceae. The transcript has a single exon. The record is from RefSeq and is a predicted model, not a curated record. The coding region runs from base 1 to 663 and encodes 220 amino acids.